Messenger RNA from Lates calcarifer (barramundi perch), 8197 nucleotides. It is a transcript of the gene rbm15, whose product is annotated as RNA binding motif protein 15. NCBI's taxonomy places the organism in Eukaryota, Metazoa, Chordata, Actinopteri, Centropomidae. Gene Ontology annotation, cellular component: nucleus. The record is from RefSeq and is a predicted model, not a curated record. Bases 168 to 2720 code for a protein of 850 amino acids. The transcript has a single exon. Gene Ontology annotation, biological process: regulation of alternative mRNA splicing, via spliceosome. Gene Ontology annotation, molecular function: mRNA binding.
AGGGGCGGGCUUUCACGCUAAUCUUUACAAAAUGGCGACUGUUGUUGUUUUGCCGCAGGGUCAGUGAAUAAAUCCGCUUUUCAUUUCAUUAAAUUUCUGCACUAAUUUGCAGAAAUAGCACCAGGAAAAACCCAGGCGCCCCAAGGGUCGGCUCCGUGUGGACUGAAAUGAAAGGUAAAGAGCGGUCGCCGAUUAAAAAACGCUCCCGGGCCUUGGACGAUAUUCGAGACAGGGGAGGAUGCCACCCGACCAGCAAGAAAAUGGGGGCUCUCUCCGUUUCCAGUGGGAGUAAUAAUGGAAAUAGCUCGACCAAAAGCGACGGCGGCUCGACGCGACGGAGUCUACUUGGUGAAAAAAGAGACAGAGAUUUCGACAGCCAUAGUCGAACUGGAAAUAAUCACAGUUGUCAGUCCGCUGCUGCUAGCUCCGUCGGUAAAAACCACAAUCUGAGCCUGACGCUGGAUUUAGCCUCACCGAGGACCACUUCACGGGGGGAGCAGCGGGUCCAGCCGCCCAGCGCCGAGAGUGAGUACAAAACCCUCAAAAUAAGCGAUCUCGGCACCCAGCUGAGCGACGAAGACAUAGAGGACGGACUCUUUCAUGAAUUCAAAAAAUUCGGGGAUGUGAGCGUUAAGAUAAGCCGUAGCAACGACGAGCGGAUAGCGUUUGUGAAUUUCAGGAAGCCGGAGGACGCCAGAGCUGCUAAACACGCCAGGGGACGGUUGGUGCUGUACGACCGGCCGCUUAAAAUUGAGGCGGUGUACAUAAACAGGAGGAGAAGCCGCUCCCCUGUGGAGAGAGACUUGUAUGGUGCGGCUCAAAGCCAUAGACAUUUGCAGAGACCCCUCUCGCCCACGGGGCUUGGAUACAGAGACUACCGGCUGCAGCAGCUGGCCCUGGGACGGCUCCCCCCUCCCCCGCCGCCACCUUUGCCUAGAGAACUGGAGCGGGACAGGGAGUUUGCCCUGUUUGAAGCCAGGGCACGUCCAGCUUUCAUCGCAGAGCGGGCAGCAUUUCGCGAGGAGGAUUUUAUAUCCCCAGAAGAUGACCAAAGAGCCAAUAGGACGUUGUUUUUAGGCAACCUGGACAUAACUGUUACGGAGGCCGACCUGAGGAGAGCCUUUGACAGGUUUGGGGUCAUUACAGAAGUGGACAUUAAAAGACCUACACGGGGACAAACAAGCACGUAUGGAUUUCUGAAAUUUGAGAACCUUGACAUGGCUCACCGUGCCAAGCUUAGCAUGUCUGGCAAAAUAGUGGGCCGCAACCCCAUAAAGAUAGGCUAUGGGAAGGCAACUCCCACCACGCGCCUGUGGGUGGGUGGACUUGGACCCUGGGUUCCUUUAGCUGCCCUCGCAAGAGAGUUUGAUCGCUUUGGCACUAUAAGGACCAUAGACUACAGAAAGGGGGAUACAUGGGCCUACAUUCAGUAUGAAAGUUUGGAUGCUGCACAGGCAGCAUGCACACACAUGAGGGGCUUCCCACUGGGAGGUCCAGAGAGAAGACUUAGAGUGGACUUUGCAGACACUGAGCAUCGUUACCAGCAGCAGUUCCUGCAGCCUCUUCCAAUUCCACCGUUUGACAUGGUGGCGGAGUCAUUUGUCCACCGUGCCACACCUGAACCGCUGAGGGUCAGGGAACGGACUCCACCGCCACUUCACUUCAGGGAGAGAGAACUCUUUCCUGGAACCGAGUGGCCCAACCCAGCUAUUCGUGAACGGGUACGUGCCUCACCCUUUGAGUCUCUGGAGCACUUGGAACGUGAGCGGCGGGCACGAGAGCCCUGGUCUUUGGAGCGAGAGCUGCAGGGGCGAGAACCUGUACGCAAGCGGCGUGUAAUGGAGGACGGACGACAUAUAGAACACUCCCCUGACAGCACUGAGAGGACAGUUAGGCGUAGGCGUGCUUCUCCAGAUGGCAGUCCUGGAGGUAGCAGCAGAGAUGGAGGUCGCUUCAGUGACUCAGAGCGCCCUAUGCGGGGCGAGAGACCCUCCCCAGCACGAGAACGCCACAGUAGCUUGGAAAGAGGCGGGGUUGAACGGAGACUCAAAAGCCAGAGUCUCUCUGACAAGGGACCUUCAAGCAGUGGUGUUUCAGCACUUGGAGAACGUAAGCGUAAACCAGGCGACGGUGGCAAAGGGCUGGCCAAGAGAGAACGCUCGGAGAGCAGCUCCAAGGGAGGCCAGCUGUCCAAGCCGGACGGCACCAGACUCAGUUUGGCCUGGCACGGUAUGCUGUUGCUGAAGAACAGCAACUUCCCAGCCAACAUGCACCUUCUGGAGGGCGACCACACUGUAGCCAGCGACCUACUUGUUGACGGCACAACAGGGAGGCAGGUGAGCGAGCUAAAGAUCACCCAGCGUCUCCGACUGGACCAGCCCAAGCUUGACGAGGUGUCCCGGCGCAUCAAGGUGGCGGGUCCCGAUGGCUACGCCAUCCUGCUGGCAGUUCCUGGGACCACAGAGGAUACAUCUUCAUCUGACCCUGCAGCCUCAACCCAGCGGCCACUUCGGAACCUGGUGUCCUACCUCAACCAAAAACAGGCAGCAGGAGUCAUCAGCCUGCCCGUGGGAGGGAGCAGAGAUAAAGACAACACAGGGGUUCUUCAUGCUUUCCCUCCCUGUGAUUUCUCCCAGCAGUUCCUGGAUUCCUCUGCCAAAGCUCUGGCUAAAAGUGAAGAGGACUAUCUGGUCAUGAUUGUGGUUCGUGGAGCAUCUUAAAAAAUCAGAACACACUAAGUUCAAGUCAUGUAAAAAAAAAAAAAUCUGCUGUAUGUCAGUAACUAUUGCAUGCUGUGUGUUCUGCAUUAUGGGGUGCACUAGUAUGGUUCUUGAGUGUUUGUAUGUUGCCAUGUAAUCCACUAAAAGGACAAAUAUUGCCCUUCAACAAAACUAAAAGGGUGUGUGGUAUUGAAAUGAUUUUUUGAAGGGUGUAUGAAUUGCUCACAGAGUCAUAAACCUGCAGUAAUUCAUUCAGAAUACCGUAAAACAUCAGGAGCAUUUGAGGAAUAAAUUUCAGUUUCAUGUAGAAGUCAGAGAAAAAAAUUUGGUUCAUUUUCAGGUUUAAAAACUUAGCUAUCCAUAUACACCAGAAGAAAAGGUAAAGAACAUUUGGAAAUAUAAAGAGUGGACACAAUAACACCUCCACUACAAUAAGACCACAAACACUGAUCUCACAAAUUAUUAUUGCAUUAAGUCCACAUCUCCAAGAAACAGUGUUAACAAAAGCGGAAAACUACAAGCUAAACAAAGGUCGUGUUUGUUCCUGGGCUAGUAUACUGUAUUGCCUCAAAUUGUACAGGUGUUGUUGUGUCUACCUCCUAAACAGGUAUGUACAUGAUGGGAAUCAGAAGACAACAUUUUUCAAAGCUUUGAAUUACAGUGCAAUAAUAUUUCAACUAUAAUCACUUUUUGAUGGAUGGAUACAAAGGUGAGCAUGACAGUUAUGAGUUUAUGGGUUUCAGUAAAGGUGCAGUGAAUGAUUUGAUACUGCAGUUGAAAUGCUAAUCUCUUCAGAGGAAUAACCCUGUUACCAUUUUGACGGUCAAAACAUGUCGCACAGCUCUACUCUGGUGCACCGUGCUCCACUUACCAAAGGGGUUUUUGCUAUCUUGCUCUCCAUCAGGUAACCACCCUGAUGGCAGCAAGAUAGCUUGAAGAAUGUGGUGAAUGCAGAACAGUGUGCAGAGGAAGAGUUGUGCUAUAUGUUCUGCUUUAAACGGUCUUGUGUUGAAGCUCACACAGGAAAGUAUUUUGAAGGUCAGCAGGUAAAAACUGUCUAAAUGCAGCUCAUAUAUUUCAGUUACCGUUGUCAGCUGUGUUUUUUAAUUAAGGUUCAUGGUUUGGAUUUGAGUGUAUUUUUAUUGUGUUCCUCAGUAUUGGAACACACAAAUUUGCAAGAUAGACAAUGAACUCAGCGUGUGUGUCCAGUCCACUGGUAAAUCUAAAUUGUCAUGUCAACUCUGUGGAAUGCUGAAUACUAACAGAUGUGAGAGUUUUGCCCCUGGGAACAACCCAUAACACAAUAUGCAUAGCAUAGUAAAGCAAAUACUAACAUGUUUCUCAUAUUUUUUACUUCAUACUUUAUUUUGUGCAUCCCCACCUUUAGAAAUGGUUGUGUAAUGUGAUCUCUGAAAAAAAAAAAAACUACAGUAGUAAUGGAUAAAAAGCUUAGAGAAGUUUGUGUUGAUAUUUGACAGUCUGUUUCAUUUAUUGCUCUGAAACCAGUAGGUCCUCCAUGAAUAAUAAUAUUCAGUAUGAUUAAAAUGUUGGUACAAAGUAACAAAAACCUGCUAUUUGUCAGUAAGUAGGUCUGUGUAAUUUUAAAGUUUUAGCAGCACCAUAACCGUUAAUGUUAAUUUAAGUCUUAGAGUUCAAAAUUUGAUAGUAUUUUACUCAUGACUGCCAACAUGUUCCAAAGGCCUACUUAACAUAUUUUCUUUUGCCAUUGUAUGUUUGUCAUGCAAUAGUAAUCCACCCCGAAUUAUAAUUUGCUGAGUUUGGUUUGAUAUGUAUUGAAAACAUUCUUACGUGGGAAAAGUUGUUAUGUGUCAACAUCACACCCACUGCAACGUUGGACUCCCGAGGAGACGAGUGCAGAGCUGAAAACCUCUGCAGAGAAGGCAACCUAGUGUUUGUGAGUCCUCACUGACGAGGCAACUUUUAAGUUGUGUAGUCCAUCUGCACCUGUGAUGACUUCUGUUUUAAAUGGAAAAUUGAGCAAUGUACACUUUGAUGUCAUGGGAAAGGAAAAUCCAUAGAGCCCAUGCGAAGCUGUUCACAUACCUGAGAGUGCAUUUGGGCACUAAAUGUGACCGAUUAUCAAUAAAUUGUUCAUUUGAAGGGAAACAUGUUUCUUCGAUGGAAGUGAAUUGAAGAAACAAGCUGCCAUGCCUUAUUGUGUUUUCGAAGGAGUUGUCACUUGAAAUCUUGUUUCUGCACACGAAAAGGGAGACGAUUUGCAGUUUGUUUAGCCACCAGCGAAGAGAGACCCCUGUUUCGUGUGAGGAUCGCUGUUUGCUUACAGGCCUGCUCUGAGCUCCUAAGUUGCCCAUCAUAAAUUACUCCCUCCCUCAUGAUCCCCUAUUAUACCCUCAACUGUUCCUGUUGGCAUGUGAACACCAGAUCAGGAUCGAGGAGCCUCCGCUUUCCUUGUUUACAGCCAGAGUCCAGUUUGCAGUGUGAAACAGUGGCAGAUACAGACAGCGGUGCAGUUCGGGAGGCGAGGGCCCGGAGCAAACAGCAGCACAUGCCAGUUUCCUGUUGUUUUCCCUGCUCGUUACGCUAAAGGUUUCAUGUGCGUUGUUCCUGGUUCUGAGUAGGAGCUGAGGAAGUCCCAUCAUCUGCCGUCACACACUCCGCUCGGGAGAUUGUGGGUGACACUGCUCUGAAAUUUCCAUAGCAUCUACAGCUGUCUCACUGCAGAGGCCAAGCUGAACCGCUGGGCUGAUUUGUCUUUAUUAUACUUUGCCCAGUUAUGAUUUGAUUUGACUUAAUGUUUGGCUCAGGGAAGAGGAUUUGGCCCCAACCUCAGCUAGGAAUAUUGUUUGCCCCCAUCUUUGUGCUCUCCUCUGAUUGAACCCUCUCCGAGGAGAUGAGUGAAGAAGUGUGUUUUGCUGUACUGAAGCUUUAUUUCGUUGUCGUCUGAGGGUCUGCUGCAGCUUGGAAAAGAAACAAGAACAGGCCAGAUUGUUUACCCUUUUUGACGUCGCUGGAAGGAAUCCACACUGCGGACCCCGCCCCUCCCCUAAAUUCUUCUAGGAGACCUUUUUAAUUUGCCUAUGUCCCUUUUAUAAGUUUACACAGGAAAAGAGUGUUCUCCAUUUCCUCCUGCCAUCCAUUUUAGUCAUAUUAGUGUGAAAAAUGCUGUGUUCUGUGCUGAGAAGGACGCCCUUGCUUCACUAGAGAAACAUUGCCAUCUUGAGGACCAUGGAGCGCCUGCUUUCCUCUCUCACAGUCAGCUACCUGAUACAUCACACUCAUGCACACCAGACACCCAGGACAGAGCUGGUAUCACUGUACGACUGGUGUACAGAACGGCGCGAUGGUGAGUAAGAGAUAAAGUGCUGCUUGCCAGGUCUGUAUCGGUGGCUUAGGCAGCAGUGGUAAGUACAAAAUGUCAGCACCACAUGUUUUACAAUAACAAAUGCAAAAUGGCACACACUGGUUUCAAUCCAAAGUCAUUACUGAGGUCAUUUCUACUGAUGGCAAUUGGCACAAGUCCCAGACCCUGGUGUGAGGUAAUAGAACCAUUUACUGCGCACAAUAACAUAUUGCAUAUAGUACUGUUUUGAUCACCAGCUACAUAAAAUAUGAAAGAUGUAGUCCAACUGAACUCCUACAUUUGAUAAUAUACUCAUGCAGAGGCCUUAGUUAAAAUGAUAUUGUUCAUGUACAUUACAAAAUUGCUGUUCUGUAAAAGGUUGAAGUGCUUAGAGAGAACAGACUAAAUUUGGUGAAUUUUUGCAGCAAGACUACUGCAGCAGUUGAUUAGAUGCAUAUAUGGUUGUUUUUGCAGCUUCAUUACAGAUGCAAAUGUAAUUCCCACCUUUCACUUUGAUGAAAAUUUAUUAUGUCAGUGAUGGGGAAAAAGCCUGAAACUAGAGGCAAGGUUAACAUGAUGUGGUCUGUGAGGAAAUUGUGGUGUAGAUUCACUUUUAAAGGCUUAAUUGUUGCGCAACAAACAGCCUCAAACCAGUUUAUUCUCUUUUAAUACUCACAGUUAUGUGGAACAUCAUUCGAAAGCCGCCCCUGGUCAUAGAUGAUUAUUGAUCAUUCUAAAAGAAACCUUUCUGAUUAUUUCUUGUUAAAGACUAAAGUUUUAGCAUGGGAAUUGUAAUUUAAAGGACUUAUGAUAACAAUAAAAUGGCUUCAGGUAUGAAAUAGUUUUUUGGCCACAGAUGGUUAAUGAAUUAGAGAACAUUAAUGUGAGAUUUAAAGGAAGCCUACUCCAGGACCUUAAGUCACAUGCCACCAGUUAGCAAUCAAAAUAUACCCUGUGAAAAUAAAUGUAAUCAAUCUGUGGCCAAUACUCAACUUUUUAAUCUGGCAGCCGACACUUCAGUUAUACCAGUGUAUCUUGAACUCUGCUCCCAGUGUGUUCAAACUGUAUAGUUAUAUGUGCUUUUUGUUAUAGAGCCACAGUUGAUGUUAUUUGACUGAAGUUUGAGGAAACAUACAAUUAAAUAUUCACUUUAAAUAUCCUUAUGAGGUUUGACACAUCAAAUGCUACUGGAGCAUCCAUAUGCCUGGUAAGGUUUUUUGGAGUGUUUUGUGUAAAAUCAGACAUAAUUUAAUCUAAUUUCUAAUUAAUCUAAUUUAAGGAAAAAAGAUAAGUACAGAUAGAAAGAGAUGAGAAACUGAUAUUAAUAUAUGGAUUUUGUCCUUAUACACAGUGUUAAGGAAAAGAGGAAAUUAUCUAUUAGUAUUUGAAAGCUUACUUUACACAACCCAUUUACAUUGAUCUUAAUACAGACCACAUCCUUACUACAGUAAAAUAUACUGAUUGUAAAAUGUCACCAGCUUUUAAAUAACAAAUAUUACCUAUAAUUCCUUCUAAAUAGAGUAUAAUUUUGUGCUAGUGUUAGUAAGAUACUUAACUUUUCUUAAAUUUAAACUGGUGCACAAUAUGGCAUUGUACAACUUCCUCUGUUCAACACAUCUCGUGUUGUAAUAUAUUUGCUCAUACAUUACUGUGAAGAAGACAAUUUGAUUUUCUGGUAGACAGUUAGCCACAAAUGUGUUAAUUAAAAUUUCACACUUGAUCUAUGUUUUCUGUGCUGACUGCAGUUCAGUGGGAUAUUGUCACAGUGCCAAUCAACAUUUACAUUUCUCAAAACAAGUAUUAAUUUGCAAUAACAAGCCCUUUUCCAGCUCCCACAUUCAGAGCAUUCAAACUGUUGUUAGUGAACAUUUAACACUGUAAACUGCUGUCAAGAUUUAAACAUGUUUGCAUGUCUCCUAUGCAGAGCUCCACUGGCCAGCAGCUGGUACACUUUCCAGGCCACUGACAAACACACCAUCAGGUCUCAUCUCCUGUAAGUAACCUGUAAGUUUGCUUUGAUUAACAAUAUUAAAUGACAAAGUGUGAAAUCAUUUAAAGUGGAUAUUUUUAGAGAAAUAAUUGUAACAAGCCUUUGCUGGGUCUACUUUUGAACUAGUAUGUCUAAAUGAUGUGUCAAUAAAAUGUGUUAAAUUUA